CAAACCGCUGUCAUGUGAGUGGAUGUUGAGCAAAGUGCUUCCAAAUCGACAUGAACCUGCUCAGCUGUAGAAAAUAGUAAGCAGUUUAUCUCUCAUCGAUAGAAUCAAAUCAUCAAUUAUCUGACUCUAGCAAUUCCAUAAAGAAUGACGUCAGAACAGCCUCGACCUUCGGCCCCAUCGGCAUGGGUGCGGGAAAGUAAUCUGCUCUGGUAUCACCGGUGGAUCAUAAAGGUGCUGCGGGCCGGCCCAAUUCCGCAGCACGUAGCAUUUAUCAUGGACGGUAAUCGUCGCUUUGCACGCAAGGAGAACAUCGACAAGGCGGAGGGUCACGCAAAAGGUUUCGAUAAGUUGUCCGAGACGCUUCAGUGGUGUCACGAUAUUGGCAUUCGGGAAGUUACGGUGUAUGCUUUCAGUAUAGAGAAUUUCAAGCGAUCCCAGAAAGAGGUGGACACUCUGAUGAGUCUGGCGAGGGAUAAAUUUAGACGAUUACACGAAGAGCGUGACAAACUGCACGAGCGAGGGAUCUGCAUCAGGAUUAUAGGAAACAUGAGUCUGCUUCCGGUCGAUAUUCAGAAAAUAAUGGCUGAAGCUGUCCUGCUGACCAAAGAUAAUAAGAAGUCUUUUCUGAACGUGGCAUUCUCCUACACGUCCCGAGAUGAGAUAACACAUUCCAUCAGAACCGUCGCGGAGGGUGUUUUGGAAGGUAAACUCCAUGAGGAUGAUAUCGACGAAGAGGUGCUUAAUGGGUGCAUGUAUACGAGGGAUUGCUCCGAGCCGGACCUGUUGGUGCGGACAUCGGGCGAGGUUCGUUUGAGUGAUUUUCUUCUCUGGCAGUCAAGCUCGACUGUUAUUUACUUCACGAAGACACUCUGGCCAGAGUUCAAUAUUUGGCAACUGUUCAGUGCAGUUUUCUAUUAUCAGCGCUGCCACUGGCAGGUGAGUUCGAUUAGGAAUGCGUUGGAGGAAGUGAGUGAAGAAUUUGAGGAUGUUACUGCCGCAAAGAGUUCUAGCCAACGGAACAAGAAGGAUGAGCGUGUGAGAAAAUUUCUGAACGAUGUCGAACGGAAGGAUCGAGAAAAUCUUAUAAAACUUACUAGUGCAAUAACGUUGAAAUAAUAAACUAUAAAAAAAUG
Toxorhynchites rutilus septentrionalis is the source of this 1133-nucleotide messenger RNA. It is a transcript of the gene Dhdds, whose product is annotated as dehydrodolichyl diphosphate synthase complex subunit DHDDS. The transcript is spliced from 2 exons. NCBI's taxonomy places the organism in Eukaryota, Metazoa, Arthropoda, Insecta, Diptera, Culicidae. The record is from RefSeq and is a predicted model, not a curated record. Gene Ontology annotation, cellular component: endoplasmic reticulum; dehydrodolichyl diphosphate synthase complex. Gene Ontology annotation, biological process: polyprenol biosynthetic process. Gene Ontology annotation, molecular function: ditrans,polycis-polyprenyl diphosphate synthase [(2E,6E)-farnesyl diphosphate specific] activity. Bases 145 to 1116 code for a protein of 323 amino acids.